AUGAUGGAUGUUCGCCAACGUCGUCAAUUCGCCGACGAUAACAAUGGCUUUAUGUCUCUCAACGCUUCCCAGUCAAAUAAAGACAGGGUUUCCUCGUCCUCUCCACUGUCUUCGUUAUCGUCACGAACUAUUACCGAAAAAAAAAUUCCUGGGUCUAUAGCUUGGUCAGUUCUAUUUGUUUAUCAUUUGGUCCUUUUUCUUUUUAUUGUUAACAAACGAGCAUGGUUCCCACCUGUCAAAAAGACAACUCCGGACGGCCCAGGAGUCUUUAACGAUGUCUUUGAAGAAGAAACUGCCCGUAAACAUCUUGAUGCCCUGGUCAGCUUUGGACAGAGGACGGUGGGCAGUUAUGCCAACGAGAAACUCGCUAAAGAUUAUAUUCUUGGAGAAUUGUACAAGAUUCAAAAAAACACCGUGUCUACUGCCCACAUUUUACAAGUGGACGAACACAACGUCAGUGGUCAGUUUUCUAUGAAACUUAAAAGUGAUUUUCUUUCCGUCUAUAGAAAUCUGAAGAAUUUAGUGGCCAAACUUGAUCCUGUGUCCAAAUUUGAAGAUGCCACUGAAAAUAGCGUGUUGGUCAAUUGCCAUUAUGACAGUGUUGCUGGAAGUCCAGGUGCUGGAGAUGAUGCUUCAAGUUGUUCCCUAAUGUUGGAAGUUCUUCGAGCAUUCUCUCAAAGACGCACGCCACUUCGACACAGCAUUAUCUUUCUCUUUAAUAGUGCUGAAGAGAACAUGUUGCAGGCUAGCCAUGGCUUCAUCACUCAGCACCCUUGGGCAAAGUCAGUAAAAGCAUUUGUCAAUUUGGAUGCUGCCGGUGCAGGAGGCUGGGAAAUUGUCUUUCAAGCUGGUCCUCAGCAUCCGUGGUUGAUUCAAACCUAUGCCCAAUCAGUCAGUUAUCCUUUUGCUUCUAUUUUGGGCCAGGAAAUCUUCCAAGGAGGUUUGGUGCCAUCUGACACAGACUAUCAAAUCUUUCACAGAUAUGGCCAAAUACCUGGUCUUGAUAUUGCUUAUGUUUCAAAUGGCUAUGUUUACCACACAAGAAAUGACCGUCCUGAAUAUAUUGAGCAGGGAUGUUUUCAAAGAGGAGGUGAUAAUCUGAAAUCAUUGCUAGAAGCUAUUGCAUCUACACCUAAAUUGACCAAUCCAGGUGCUGACCGUCAUGGAGAUAUGGUCUUCUUUGACAUUGUUGGCAUUGUAAUGAUAGCUUAUCCAAAGAGAAUGGCAACCAUUCUCAAUAUGGUAAUUAUUAUCUUUGGGCUCUUUGGUAUCAUAAAACGCAGGAUGGGAUCUGGACAUUCUCAAUUAGGCAUUUCCAAUGGCACCUACUUACGGCACUUACUUCAAGCCAUCUUGGGUCUCUUUAUCAUGUGGAUUUUUUUGGUUCUAACCAUUUUGACUUCUGCCUUUCUUCUGGUCCAAGUUGGACGCCCUAUGUCCUGGUUUAACCAUUCAAUUAAUGUAUUUUGGCUUUUUGUUGCACCUGCAGUAGCUGCGGCUAUCACAGGACUAAUGCUUCUUCAAAAAUCUGUGCACAGAAAUGUAAGUGCAUCUAGUCUUGAAAGUCUUUAUUAUGAUGCCAACAUCAUCAUCUGGUCUGUCUUCUUGGCUUUUUUGACUUACUACAACAUUGGUUCAGCCUUCUUGCUUACCAUGUGGUUAUGGAGCAUGUUUUUUGUGCGGGAUUGUCUUGUGCCUAUGCUAGACUUACAGUUUAGAGAUAAUCCAAUUCGUUUGCUUAUCCUUCACUUGGGAGCAAUAUGUUUACCAACCAUAAUGACGCUUUACCUGUCUCACCUGUCUUUACUCUUCUUCCUUCCUAUCAUGGGUCGAGUUGGUAGCUUCAUUAUUCCUGACAUUGCUGUGGGUGCUAUGGUUGCCCUGCCUAUAAUCUUCAUCACUGGAUUUAGUGCAAACAUUAUAAUGUUCAGUAGUGGGAAAAGGAAGGCCCUUUUGGCUUUGUCAGCUAUCAUCAUUAUUGGCACAAGUUCAGUCUUGUUCACUGAUUAUGGUUUCCCCUACAGUACAGAUGAUAGCAAACCAGCUUACCAACGAGUAUUUCUGAAACAUAUCAGAAGACAAUUCCAUGACCAGGAUGGCAACAUAACAAAAGCAGACAAUGGUCUCUGGUUUAUAACUUUGGAUUAUUCAGGAUUGAAAGGAAUCCAGAAAGAAAUGCCUGAUUACUUAAAAGACAUUCAACCCAUGAAAUGUGAAGGACCCUAUUGUGGUUGGCCUUACUUGUACCCUUUCAUAUGGAUCAUUGAUUACAGGACAACUGCAUAUGUUCCAGUUGAUGCUGAAGUUCGAGCUCCAUCUGUCCAAGUCAACCUGGUCAGUAAGAGGAUGUCGGCAAUCCGUGAGGUUGAACUUACUUUUGAAGUCACUGGUCCUGAUCACAUAAUUGCUUUCGUGUCACCUCAUGCUGAUAGUCCUCUAGUCCGUUGGUCUUUAAGUGAUGACCCACCCAGAUUGGCCAAACUCCCAAGUGAUAUUGACCAAGACGUCUACUUUAUCUACUACUCUCAUGCAGAAAAACCUACCACUCCAUGGACAUUCAGUCUUACAUUCUCAGUUCCGCAAGAUUGGAAAAUCGACAAAGCAGUUACAGACAUUGCUUUUGCAGGUCAUUAUAUGCAUGGAGGUUUGAAGGAGAGUGCAGAGUUGUCAGCUGCAGAAAAGAGAUUACCCAAAUGGGUUACGCCUGUCACUUGGACUGCAGUUUAUGACAGCUGGAUAUUUUGA
Acanthosepion pharaonis is the source of this 2745-nucleotide messenger RNA. Lineage: Eukaryota; Metazoa; Mollusca; Cephalopoda; Sepiida; Sepiidae. The record is from the annotation of a GenBank genome assembly.